Molecule: messenger RNA, 1506 nt
Organism: Leishmania mexicana MHOM/GT/2001/U1103
Lineage: Eukaryota; Euglenozoa; Kinetoplastea; Trypanosomatida; Trypanosomatidae
Product: putative A/G-specific adenine glycosylase
Exons: 1
Coding region: 1-1506 (501 amino acids)
Biological process (GO): mismatch repair; base-excision repair
Cellular component (GO): nucleus
Molecular function (GO): 8-oxo-7,8-dihydroguanine DNA N-glycosylase activity; oxidized purine DNA binding; purine-specific mismatch base pair DNA N-glycosylase activity
Source: RefSeq, a predicted model, not a curated record
AUGUCCCGCGGAUCCGCUUGUAAGCAGAGCAUGCGUGGCGAGUGGCUCACACCACUUGGCAGCUUCGCCACGCACGAGUACUACCGCUCUGUUCAAGAGGAGGUUAUCGCGUGGUGGCGGCAGCACCAGCGCCAAGACCUCCCAUGGCGGCAAACGCUCCCUCGUGGCAGCGGUGACUUAAGCGGAGCGGUCGACGGGGAAAAGCACUGUACAAGUGCUACCACGGCACGUUAUGAUUCAUACCAGGUGUGGGUGUCCGAAGUAAUGUCGCAGCAGACACGCAUGGAAACCGUCAUACCGUACUACGCUGCGUGGAUGAAGAAGUUUCCGUCGAUUGAGGCGCUCGCAGCGUCAACGGAGGACGAGGUGAAAUCUGUGUGGGCAGGUAUGGGGUACUAUCGUCGAGCUAUUUACCUACGCAAAGGUGCGAAGUACCUCCUCGAGCGGUCCAGGGAGAGGGAGGCAACCGGGUCGUCUUGUAUGCCGUCUUCCCAGGAGGAACUCUUGAAAGUCCCUGGGAUAGGUCCAUACACAUCGGCUGCCAUCGCCUCAAUGUGCUUCGGUGAACCUGUGUGCUCUGUGGACGGUAAUGUGAUACGCGUCCUGAGUCGUCUCCGCGGUGAGCGAGAUUUUGAUCCUAAAGUUCCGGCGAAUGUCAAAAAGGCAGCGGCGUGGGGACAGCAGCUCAUAGGCAACUCACCCACCACCUCCGCAGUGGUUUGCCAAGACCCGAGCGCUUUGAAUCAAGGACUGAUGGAGCUGGGUGCGUCGGUGUGUCGCCCGAGUGGAGCGCCGCUCUGCGCCUCAUGUCCCUUACAGCGGUUUUGCUGCGCCAGCUCGCUGCUACGGGGAGGCGAUAUUGAGGCGAUCGAGGGUGUCAUCCCGGUUCGUGCAGCGAAAAUGGCGAAGCGCAGCGCACGCGAGCUUUGUGUUGUGCACGAGGUGUCGGGGAGUCGAACUGGUGACGCCAGGCGUUUUGUAGUCGUUCGGCGUCCAGCUAACGGGCUGCUGGGCGGCAUGCUCGAGUUCCCUACCGUGAACGCAUCCGCAGCAGAUGACGAGGAGGCCGUCGUGCCUUUGCUGAAGCACCCACUGAGCGUGCUGACGUGGAAAGCGAGGGCGAGACCGACACUUGUCAGGCUGUGUGGAAGCGUUCGCCACAUAUUCAGCCACAUUGUCAUGGAUGUAGAGAUUGUUCACGUCCAAUGGCCCCCUGAUGCCGAUGGAGCCGCCCUGAUCAAGAGGGUCGCAGAGGUGAUGGAUGACCACUGCGCGGGCGACUGCUGCGACGAACUCCCUGCAGCUGCACGCAUCUUUCUAAUGUCGGAGGCGGACCUGAGGGAGAACGCACCGAGUCGCCUAAUGCUGAAAGUGCUCCAGAAGGUAUUUUCUGUAGAGGUCAAGGAAGUGCGCGCCAGUAGAACUGGGAAGCGAGCUAUCCAGGAGAGUUCUGACGCCUUGUCCCCGCACAAGAAGGUGGCGAGGGGAGAGCAGACGCACUCUUAA